AGUCGGAAUGGAUUUAAGGGUCGGCGAGAUCAUUUUGAGAGUGCGAGAGGUAGCGUUUCGGCGGCCGAAUUGGCUGAAAACGGUAACUACGCACUAAGCAGGAGGUGUGUUGCUGCUGCUCACCUUCACAUGGCGAUUCGACGAGAGCGGGCGGCGGCCGGCUAGAAGGGUCUGGCGAGGCGGCCGCGCAUAGUAGUCGGCCGCCGAACGAGCAAAUCGGACCCAAGAUUCACUUGACUCACAAUUACGUGCGCUGCACGACACACACGACGAGAAACAUUGCUUCGACUGCGCUGCUCUAGGUCCGUCUACUCCGUCUACCACUGCAGUAAGACGGCGCUGCCGAACGCUGCGCCCGACGCACCACGCCCUCCUUACCGCACCAUUGCGUUGCGCGCCGACGCCAUCGUGGAUGUUGUCUACCCUUUUACGAAUCGUCAGACCAAAAGUCACCAAACCAAAAUUGGCUGUUUAUGUUUUGGCGAUGUGACAGCCGUCGGAGCCGAAUAUUAUAAAGUUUUUAAUUAAAAGUCGUAGAAAGUUUUAGAAUUUUUGUAUAUUUUUGCUCGGGAAAAUGUCGGGCUCCACCGGAGGACUGGAGGACGUCGGCAUUCCCGGCCAGGUAUUCCUCCGAGACGCCCUCACAAGCUGCACCGACCCUCUCAAAGCUAUUGAGAGCUUUCAGAUGGAAAAUGGAAUUCUGUUGCCUUCACUAAGGCCGAUGCUGCCGCUCCUUGAUUUGCACGACGUUCGCCGGCUCGAUUUUCACAACUCGGUUCUUGAGGAGUUGAGAGAGAAACUUCUAAGUCAAAUAAACGAAAUUGGACAGAAGGAGCCCAAGGAGAGGGACAAAAAGUUGAAGGAGCUGCUGGCCAAAAGUUUUCCGGUCAUCAGGGUCAAGUCCCUACGACCUGUGGUCAUGUGCAUCCUCAGGAACACUCCCCACAUCGAUGAAAAGUACCUGAAAGUCUUGGUGAGAGACCAAGAGUUGUACAACGACACAGACACCGAGGUGAAGCGGCAAAUUUGGAAGGACAACCAAUCUCUGUUUGGUGAUGAGGUCUCGCCACUUCUCAGUCAGUACAUUCGGGAAAAAGAAAAGGUUCUCUUUGACCACGAAAACCUCAACUCGCUCUUCUUCUCGCCAUCACCAAAAAUUCGUCGACAAGGGGAGGUGGUGCAGAAAUUGGCCAACAUGGUAGGUAACUCGGUGCGCCUCUACGACAUGGUGCUGCAGUUCCUGCGGACGCUGUUCCUGCGAACCCGCAACGUGCACUACUGCACCCUGAGGGCAGAGCUGUUGAUGGCUCUCCAUGACCUGGAGGUCCAAGACAUUAUAUCGGUGGACCCUUGUCAUAAGUUCACCUGGUGCUUGGACGCAUGCAUCAGGGAGAAGAACGUGGACAUCAAACGCUCAAGAGAGCUGCAGGGCUUCCUGGAUAGCAUAAAAAGGGGUCAAGAGCAAGUCCUUGGUGACCUUUCCAUGACCUUAUGUGACCCUUACGCAGUCAACUUCCUUGCCACCUCCGCUAUGAAAAUCCUUACUCACCUUAUCAACAACGACAGCAUGCCCAGGGAAAAUACAAUCCUUAUCCUGCUGCUGAGAAUGUUGGCCUUGGGCUUGAGUGCUUGGCAAAUGAUUGAUAGCCAAGAAUUUCGAGAGCCCAAAUUAGACAGUCAGGUGGUGACAAAAUUCCUGCCUGCUCUCAUGUCCCUGAUGGUUGAUGACCAGGUUCGAUCUCUUAACUCAAAACUCCCUCCUGACGAAAGAGAGUCUGCUAUUACCAUCAUUGAGCACUCCGGCCCCCCUCCGGACGCAUGUCAAGCUUAUGUCCAGGAGAGUAGUGUGGCCAGCAUACUGGCCAUGUACUACACCCUGCACUGCGCACGGACCAAGGACCGUGUUGGUCUGAUGAGAGUCCUUGGCACGCUGGCCAACUGCGAAAAUGAUCGGGCCUUCGAAGACCCGUUCCUCCACUCUUUGGUUUCGCUGCUGAUCAAUAAUCCUGACGAAUUUUCCGCAGAGGACUAUUGCACAGUGAUUUUCGAUGAGUUCUUCUUUGCAGGAAUUGCAAGGGAAAAUGUGACCCGCCACUUGUUGAAACUCCUCUGGUACGUUCAUGCCAAACUCCCCACUAACAGACUGGAAACCUUAGUGAAAGCAGUUCAUCCGACGUCUCAGCAUAACACAGAUGUACAUUUAUUGUAUGAGAGUCUGCAAGCCAAACUGGAGGCGCUUCAAAACGACAACCCUGAUGAUGGUUUUGCCAAAGCUGAAGAUUUUGAGUCUCCCUUAAUGAGUGUGCCAACACCUGCACCAUUGGCGUAGGCUUUUCACUGUGCAUUAUUUUCUCAGUCUAUAUUUGUUUAGGAUAAGGUGGAUUUAACCGUGUAUAUUGGUGAAAAAAUAAAUUUUUAUACAAAAGCGGA
Molecule: messenger RNA, 2430 nt
Organism: Neocloeon triangulifer
Lineage: Eukaryota; Metazoa; Arthropoda; Insecta; Ephemeroptera; Baetidae
Gene: NELF-B
Product: negative elongation factor B
Exons: 10
Coding region: 575-2329 (584 amino acids)
Biological process (GO): negative regulation of transcription elongation by RNA polymerase II
Cellular component (GO): NELF complex; nucleus
Source: RefSeq, a predicted model, not a curated record